AGUCACUGCCAGAAAUGUGACUUAAGAACACCCCCUCGAGCUCAUCAUUGCAAUGUUUGUGAUAAAUGCAUCUUAAAAAGAGACCAUCAUUGUUAUUUUCUGGGCGUUUGUAUUGGCUUUAAAAAUCAACGCUAUUUUGUGAUCAUGACCUUUUAUGGAGCAGUCGUUUCUUUUUGGGGUUUAUAUCUGUCUUUGGUGUAUUUUUCUAACAAUAUUUGGCCAUUCGUAUCUCUGUCAGAUGUUUUUCUACCGGUGACUUUUUAUCGAACAAUUUUUGGCGAUUUUUCGUUCAACCAUUUCUUAAUAGUGUACCAUAUGUAUUGUUUCGCUUGUUUUGGUCCCGUGGCUACUUUUUACUUUUCCAGUCAAUUUACAAUCAUUUCCAAAGGCGUGACCUUGUACGAACUUGCCAAAAAUGUUCCGGUGCGGAAUACCAAUUCCAUAGACAAAAAUUUCCGUUCUGUUUUCGGUGAUUUUUGGUACGUGAAUUUUGUGUUUCCUGGUCAAAUUCUGUUCCAUCAAACUGAAGAUGGAUAUUUUUGGGACGGAAUUAAAGUUUUGAAUUCACAUGAAAAAUCCAUGAAAUAA
Lottia gigantea (owl limpet) is the source of this 588-nucleotide messenger RNA. RefSeq lists its product as hypothetical. The record is from RefSeq and is a predicted model, not a curated record. Gene Ontology annotation, molecular function: protein-cysteine S-palmitoyltransferase activity. Gene Ontology annotation, cellular component: Golgi apparatus; endoplasmic reticulum. The annotation marks the transcript as partial. Gene Ontology annotation, biological process: protein targeting to membrane; peptidyl-L-cysteine S-palmitoylation. The transcript has a single exon. NCBI's taxonomy places the organism in Eukaryota, Metazoa, Mollusca, Gastropoda, Lottiidae.